This is a messenger RNA of Sinocyclocheilus grahami, 2682 nucleotides long. RefSeq names its product hepatic leukemia factor-like. Bases 168 to 680 code for a protein of 170 amino acids. Gene Ontology annotation, cellular component: nucleus. Lineage: Eukaryota; Metazoa; Chordata; Actinopteri; Cypriniformes; Cyprinidae. Gene Ontology annotation, molecular function: RNA polymerase II cis-regulatory region sequence-specific DNA binding; DNA-binding transcription factor activity, RNA polymerase II-specific. The record is from RefSeq and is a predicted model, not a curated record. Gene Ontology annotation, biological process: regulation of transcription by RNA polymerase II. The transcript is spliced from 2 exons.
GUCGACCUUGCCUGCCAGCUGCUGAAAUUGGCAAGUGUCCACGUUGGUUUUUGGUGCACCCUUGUGGCUAAAACGAGCCACUGCAGCUAGUCAGGGAACAUGCAUCUAUUGUUCAUAAUCCUCUUUGGUUUAGCCCAGACACGUGAUGUUUUCAUCUGUCUGGUAACAUGUGGCCUGCGACAUGUGACAGACUAUUUUUUCUUGACUUGUCUUUCUCAACAGGGGCUCAAACUGUACCACCUGACCCUUCUCCGAGCCCCUCCUGCCCACCUCCACCUGUGGUGCCACCCACCAACGUGGCUGAUGGCAUGGUGAACUUUGAUCCUGACCCCGCUGACCUCGCCCUAUCCAGUGUGCCAGGCCAGGAGGCGUUUGACCCGCGCAGGCAUCACUUCACAGAGGAAGAGCUGAAACCUCAGCCCAUGAUCAAGAAGGCCCGCAAAAUGCUGGUGCCAAAUGAUCAGAAGGAUGACAGGUACUGGAACCGACGCUUCAAGAACAACGAAGCAGCAAAACGUUCUCGUGAUGCCCGCCGACUGAAGGAGAACCAGAUUUCAGUCCGAGCAGCAUUCCUGGAACAGGAGAACGCCACCCUUCGCCAGGAAGUCGCCGAUAUGCGAAAAGAGUUGGGCCGCUGUCGCAACAUCAUCAGCAAAUACGAGAACCGCCAUGGAGACUGAUGAAGAGGAGAAAGGAAGAACAGAAGGAAGAGAAAGACACAAUUACUGAAUUUUUAAAAAAGCGUUUCAAGGGCUGUUCAACUCAUCCUGGAAUGGCAUUUUCUUGUAGCGUUUGCUUCAAAUAAGCACUACGAUACUCUGUUCACUAAUUUACAUUUCUUUCCGUACGUGCAGGGAUCGGUUGGAUUAGCUGGUGUGGUGCUUGGUUGAAACAGAUACUUGAAAAACGUGGUUCAAAGUUGAACAGUCUCAGCAUGAGGGAUGUGCACAAGGUCUACCUGUACUGUAAGCACAAGCACAUUUCAUAAGCUUCGGCUCUUCUCCUACGAUACCACCACAAACCUUGACUGAGGAUGUGCAAUCCAAACUCUCAUAAAUACUCACGGAUCAUAAAGGCAGAUCAUUUAUAACAUCAUGUAGCCCUUGUGAACAUCCUCUUUCUAUACGGGAUGAUUUUCUCAGAGAGAGAACUAUACAGGAGGUGGUAGAGAUGUAAUUUUUUUCUAUGAUAAAAAAACACCUUGUAUAUUUUUUAACUGUUAGGGUCAGCUGUAAUAGAGUAGAUGAAGAGGCAGAGGGGGGGAAUGAGGAUGGCGGCGAGAGCACAAAGAGAUUUUGACAUAGGAAAACUGUAUAUUUUUAUACUUGCAGAAGCAGGCAGGCGAUGAGAUUUUGGAAAUAAUCUUUUUUGUAUAUUUUAUAUAUGGGUGGGAGGGUGCGGGUAGCUGGACCGAAAGAGGGCUAUAUGACGAAUGGAUCGGUAUCAUAAAAUGAUAUAUUUUCAACAUCCAGAGCAGUAAGGCAGGUCAGGAAGAACAAGACUAAAGGGACGGACGUCAUUAAGAGUUAUGAAAGGAAACGGAGCUGAUAAGAAACAGAGAAAAUAGCGAACAUGAACACUGUAUAGUUUCAAAUUUUUCAUCAUGGGUUUGUUCAAGCACUUGUUUUGGUAUCUUUGAUUCCUUUUCUUAAAAUUAUGUGUGUGUGUUCGUUUUAUCUUGAGGUGAGAGAGAGAUGGAGAAAGAGAGAGAGAAAGAUGGCAUUACAUCCUGUCACUAUGUCUCGGGAGUUGUGAAAUCUGUACAAGAUUUUUCAGUGUAUAUAUUUAAAUAUUAAAGCAAAUACGUCCACAUGCUCUCUUUUUAACACUCUUUUUAACACAAACUGGACAUGGGUUUUCAUGGCCAUUAUGAUAUAUAUAUGCACAGACACUCUUUGAAGAUGUGAACAACAGAACUGUUAAACACAGCAAUAUCGUUUCUCUUUCUUUCUCUCUUCCUCGAGCUUUUGACAUUGUGAUCGGUGCUGGUUUGGCAUUUCUCACCCAGGUUGAGUCGGCAGCGAAUGGGUUGCAUGCUGGCGCAUGUUUGCGUAUUUUUUCGCCACAAGAAAAAACACUCUUAAUUUUUACGACUCAUUUUAUAUGGUGCUCACCCAGUCUCUUGACCCAGACGCACAUAACCCAACAGUUAUACCCUGUUUGCCUAUAACCUUUGCUCUUGUAUGAUUUCUUAUGAUUAUCGAUCAUUGUAUGAGGGAUCAUAUAUAUGUAUAGACCUACAUGAGUAUAUCUAUACAUUUCCUCAAAAUUAACACCCCCCUCCCCCCAAAAAAACCCAUGCACCCUAAUACUACUGUACCAUAUGAAGUACAAUAUUAUAUAUUAAAUAUUAAACUAUUCUCUCACUAGAUAUAUGUGUGUACUUGAGUAUAUGCUUGAAUAUGUGACUUUAGAUGUAAUUUGCAUAACUUGAAUAUAUAAAUGUAGUAUCUUUCCGAUAAAAAAGACAGAUCUGAUUUCUUAACUGUUUUCUCAGGUGUCUGGGAUGACUAUAAAAAAAAAAAAUUUUUAAACCACGCCAUGCUGAUCAGCAAUACUGUGGCUUUUUUGAUUGAUUGUUGUCCAAUUUUUUGGAGCCAGCUAAUGGUGGCUGUAUAAUUCCACGGAAAUGAAUAGUGCACUAUCAACUAUUUUUGGAGGAAGAUUCUGUUAUAAAAAAAA